AUUAAAAUCAACUUUCGAUCGACGGAAGUGAUACGACCGGUGCUACAGUACCUGUACGCGUCUCAAGCGGAUCCAUUUGCACCUGUUCUACAGUAUCCGGUCAUACUUCAUGCUAAUGUUUUUCGAUCAGCGAGAAGCGCAGAGAAUGUCGUUGAUCCGUCGUCCUUCGUCGAUCGAGCCCGUCGCCUCUUCCCAGAUGCGACACUUUCGUUGGGUUGGACGAAACAAUCCAACUAUAAAUCCUGUGAUCGAAGUAUUAAACGGCUAACAUGGAGACAACUAUUUCAAAUUCUCGAGUAUAUCGCCCGUCUCGACCAGCCCGUUAUGCUAUCUGUUCGGCUAUCUGUGGCUUCCAACUCCAAGGAUCAACUGUUGUGGCUACUUGGGAUGGACAAAGCUGUGUCUCUCCUUAUCUGGAGUGACGAAGACGACACGGACAUUGAUUGGGCGUCUGUCGUGGAAAUUCGUCGAUUGGCCACGAAAAAUCGAGUACUGUACGAUUUGUUGCCACGUCACCGAGAAAUCAUUCAGCGGAUACCCAUCCAGCCACUGAUAGUG
Messenger RNA from Ostertagia ostertagi, 558 nucleotides. Lineage: Eukaryota; Metazoa; Nematoda; Chromadorea; Rhabditida; Trichostrongylidae. The record is from the annotation of a GenBank genome assembly.